AUGCAUGAGAUCUACUCACAAGCCCAAGAAGUUCUCAUAUAUCUCGGAAAAUCAGAUCCUUCGGUCCAUGGCGCGAUUGGAUCAAUGCGUUGGCUCGACUGGAAGCUUAUGCCUCUCUACGCUCGGCAAUUCCUACUAAGUUCGAAUAUUGGCAUGGCAAGGUUUUUUGUCGAGAGAUGGACAGAUAUGAAGCCUAUGAACCCAGAGGACUUUAAUUGGGAUGCCCUUAUAAACUUGUUGACUCGCCCAUGGUUCCAACGCACUUGGGUUAUUCAAGAAGCGGUUAUACCGCAGCAUGCACAGGUUAUAUGUGGCGACCAGUCCAUCUCCUGGGCAAAGUUUCUUCGAGUUGUGGAUGCCAUCAAGCACUAUCAGUCCUCUGUAAAGACGAUUCCGGGGUACCACUCGAUCUACGAUACCAUUUCCAGUCUGGACUUGAUGCGAACAGCUCGCAGCAACCGACAUCCGAGGAUUUAUAUCCUUGGUCAGUGGUGGUACCGUCCUCUCCUGACUCGGCGCCCAAUGGAAGGUCAAGAAGAUUCUAAGCUACUUGAUCUCAUUUUGAUGAGUCGUAGAUACAAGUGCACAUAUCCUCAUGAUAAGAUCUUCGGUAUGCUUGGCGUCACGGGGGAGGACACGAGUAGCGAGCUCCUGAAACCGGAUUACAACAUCUCACCAAUGGAUGCUUAUCGGAACUUUGUGCUGUGGGAAAUCAAGAAUAAUAGAAGCUUCCGUGUCCUUGGCACGAGCUCACAAAAGACCAGUCGACACCGCUCGUCUCCAUCGUGGGUUCCAGACUUCAACAAACUUGAUCCGAUCGAAAGCUUGACCGGGCCUCUCUUCAGCGGUUCAGGGAUCGACGCGAGUGCGGGGUUGCCGAUGGAGGUACGAGAAUCGAGCGAUGGUACUAUGCUACAUAUUAAGGGAAGCGUAGUAGACACAAUACAUACUGUUGGCAAGAAAUCGUUCACGGACAGAUCCACCAGAAUCAGCAAAUGUCACCAGCAGGACGAGAGACUUUCAGUCUAUGACCAACUUCAAGUGAACAGAGGAAUGAUUGAAGAAGCAAGGGACAUUUGGCUGGAGGCGACGAAAGGAUUAGCUCGAGGCCUUGGACCUGGCCCUGGAGAUCGAAUCUUUGAUACCACGGCAACCAGUGGCAGACCUUUACCUGGCAGGUCCAUCUCUCCAGGGUGGGAGCCAUUUUUACGAGUUCUCUUCGGCGACAUCUCCGUCGGUAGCAAAUAUUCCAUGUUCAUCAAGGAGAUCUCGACGUCCUUUCUUCGCUUGACCCUUGCAGAAGACAAGUUACCGAAGGAAUAUGCGAAGGGAGAAGCAGUCUUUGCCAUCAAGGCACUUGGCUUCUUUGCAGCAAUAGCACAGUCACGACGCUUUGCACGAACACAUAUGGGGCUGGCUGGCUAUGUGCCCAUGAGGGCGAAGAGGGGAGACUUGGUAGUAGUUCUGUAUGGAUCUAAAGUACCUUUUGUGGUCAGGGAGCAGGAGCAUGGUAGAUAUUCCUUGGUUGGGGAGUGCUAUAUGGAUGGGAUCAUGAGUGGUGAGGGAAUCAGGUUUGCAAAGUACGAGAAUAGAGACAUAGAAUUGACAUUAGUGUAG
Fusarium odoratissimum NRRL 54006 is the source of this 1617-nucleotide messenger RNA. RefSeq lists its product as uncharacterized. The record is from RefSeq and is a predicted model, not a curated record. Lineage: Eukaryota; Fungi; Ascomycota; Sordariomycetes; Hypocreales; Nectriaceae. The coding region runs from base 1 to 1617 and encodes 538 amino acids. The transcript has a single exon.